AUGACCGUGGUGUCCCAGGAGAACCACGACGAGAGUGUGGUCGUUACUCCAUUGCUGCAAGAUGCUGCUGACUUGGAACCGGCGGACCAGGAGCGCAGCGAGAGGGUAGUCAUCAACAUCUCAGGUCUGCGUUUUGAGACUCAAUUAAAGACCCUCUCCCGCUUCCCGACCACGCUCCUGGGAGACCCGCGUAAAAGGAUGCGUUUCUUUGACCCGCUGAGAAAUGAAUACUUCUUUGACAGGAACAGGCCGAGCUUCGAUGCCAUUCUCUAUUAUUACCAGUCGGGAGGGCGGCUUCGGAGGCCCAUGAGUGUACCCGUGGAUAUUUUCCUGGAAGAAAUCAAGUUUUAUGAAUUUGAGGAAGAGGCCAUAGAGCUUUUCCGAGAGGACGAGGGCUUGGCGAGGGACGAGGUGCGCCCGCUGCCUACCAACGAGUUCCAACGCCAUUUAUGGCUCCUGUUUGAGUAUCCAGAGAGUUCAGGACCGGCGCGGAUAAUUGCCAUUGUGUCAGUUAUGGUUAUUUUGAUAUCCAUUGUUAUAUUCUGUUUGGAGACGCUACCCGAGUUUAGAGAAGUCCCUGCGGUGCUGGACAACCACGCCAAUGGAAGUGCUCACGGCAAAGCGCCCAGCCCGUUCACAGAUCCGUUCUUCCUGUUGGAGACACUUUGCAUUGUGUGGUUCUCUUUUGAAUUCACCAUGAGGUUUCUCUCGUGUCCCAGCAAAGCAGCCUUCUUUAAAAACAUCAUGAACCUGAUCGAUGUUGUGGCUAUAGCUCCAUAUUUCAUCACCCUGGGCCUUGAUCUUGCAGAGCAUCAGGGCAGCAGUCAGCAGGCUGCGUCUCUGGCCAUACUGAGGGUCAUCCGUCUGGUCCGUGUUUUUAGGAUUUUUAAACUGUCCCGGCACUCCAAGGGUCUCCAGAUUCUCGGCCAAACGCUUCACGCAAGCCUCAGGGAGUUGGGACUGCUCAUAUUCUUCCUGCUCAUCGGAGUGAUUUUAUUCUCCAGUUCGGUUUAUUUUGCAGAAGUAGAAGACCCGGAGUCUGGAUUUUCAAGUAUACCUGAUGCGUUUUGGUGGGCUGUGGUGACAAUGACCACAGUUGGUUAUGGUGACAUGUGUCCCUCUACCAUUUGGGGGAAAUUCGUUGGAUCUUUGUGCGCCAUCGCCGGAGUCCUCACCAUAGCUUUACCGGUCCCUGUUAUAGUAUCCAAUUUCAAUUAUUUCUACCAUAGAGAGAACGAGGAGGAGGAAAAUAUCCAGUACGUACACGUGACUUGUGGGCAGGAGAAGCAACCCUCCUUUGAUGAAUGCGAUUCAAGCAAAAGUAGCCAGUCGCUCUCCAAAACUGAGUCCUACCAGGGAAGCGACGACCUGGAAACUCUGACAUAUCCAAACACAAACCCACUGGAGACAUACACGGGGAAACUGACAGAUGUAUGA
This is a messenger RNA of Xiphias gladius (swordfish), 1437 nucleotides long. RefSeq names its product shaker-related potassium channel tsha2-like. The transcript has a single exon. The record is from RefSeq and is a predicted model, not a curated record. The coding region runs from base 1 to 1437 and encodes 478 amino acids. Gene Ontology annotation, cellular component: voltage-gated potassium channel complex; membrane. Lineage: Eukaryota; Metazoa; Chordata; Actinopteri; Istiophoriformes; Xiphiidae. Gene Ontology annotation, molecular function: delayed rectifier potassium channel activity; protein binding. Gene Ontology annotation, biological process: protein homooligomerization; potassium ion transmembrane transport.